Molecule: messenger RNA, 2313 nt
Organism: Nipponia nippon (crested ibis)
Lineage: Eukaryota; Metazoa; Chordata; Aves; Pelecaniformes; Threskiornithidae
Source: RefSeq, a predicted model, not a curated record
AUGCCCCUGUGGUGCCCAUUGCCCGCCGCGUGCCCGUUACACCCAUGGUGCCCGUUGUCUCCCGGUGCCCCCCGGGUGCCCGGUGCGGGGCGUGACGGCGUGCCGCACAGCGUGGACCGGAAGGGGCAGUACCACUACCUGGUGAAGUGGCGGGACCUGCCCUACGACCAGGCCACCUGGGAGGAGGACGAGAUGCCCAUCCCCGACUACGACCUCCACAAGCUGGCCUACUGGAAGCACCGGGAGGUGUUCAUGGGGGAGGACCCGGCCCAGCCCCGUCGCUACAAGAAGAAGAAGAAGGAGACGCCGGAGGAGGGACCCCCCGACUCCCCCCCCAACGACCCGACGGUGAAGUACGAGACGCAGCCGCGGUUCAUCACGGCGACGGGCGGCACCCUCCACCUCUACCAGCUGGAGGGGCUGAACUGGCUGCGCUUCUCCUGGGCCCAGAGCACCGACACCAUCCUGGCCGACGAGAUGGGGCUGGGCAAGACCAUCCAGACCAUCGUCUUCCUCUACUCCCUCUACAAGGAGGGCCACACCAAGGGCCCGUUCCUCGUCAGCGCCCCGCUCUCCACCAUCAUCAACUGGGAGCGGGAGUUCCAGAUGUGGGCCCCCGCCUUCUACGUUGUCACCUACACCGGGGACAAGGACAGCCGGGCCAUCAUCCGCGAGAACGAGUUCUCCUUCGAUGACAAUGCCAUGAAGGGGGGCAAGAAGGCCUUCAAGAUGAAGGUGAGCCCGAUUUUGGGCAACCUGGAGGGCUUCCUGGAGGAGUUUGCCGACAUCUCCAAGGAAGACCAAAUCAAGAAGCUCCACGACUUGCUGGGUCCCCACAUGCUGCGGCGUCUCAAGGCCGACGUCUUCAAGAACAUGCCGGCCAAGACCGAGCUCAUCGUCCGCGUCGAGCUCAGCCCCAUGCAGAAGAAGUACUACAAGUACAUCCUGACGCGGAACUUCGAGGCGUUGAACUCGCGGGGCGGCGGGAACCAGGUGUCGCUGCUCAACAUCAUGAUGGACCUGAAGAAGUGCUGCAACCACCCCUACCUCUUCCCCGUCGCCGCCAUGGAGUCCCCGAAGCUGCCAAGCGGCGCCUACGAGGGGGGGGCCCUGAUCAAGGCCUCGGGGAAGCUGCUGCUGCUGCAGAAGAUGCUGCGGAAGCUGAAGGAGCAAAACCACCGGGUGCUCAUCUUCUCCCAGAUGACGAAGAUGCUGGACCUACUGGAGGAUUUUCUGGACUACGAGGGCUACAAGUACGAACGCAUCGACGGGGGCAUCACGGGGGCCCUGCGGCAGGAGGCCAUCGACCGCUUCAACGCGCCGGGGGCGCAGCAGUUCUGCUUCCUGCUGUCGACGCGGGCCGGGGGCCUCGGCAUCAACCUGGCCACCGCCGACACCGUCGUCAUCUUCGACUCCGACUGGAACCCCCACAACGACAUCCAGGCCUUCAGCCGGGCACACCGCAUCGGCCAGGCCAACAAGGUGAUGAUCUACCGGUUUGUCACGCGCGCGUCGGUGGAAGAACGCAUCACGCAGGUGGCCAAGCGCAAGAUGAUGCUGACGCACUUGGUGGUGCGCCCCGGGCUGGGCUCCAAGGCCGGCUCCAUGUCCAAGCAGGAGCUUGAUGACAUCCUCAAGUUUGGCACUGAGGAGCUCUUCAAGGAUGAGAACGAGGGGGAGAACAAGGAGGAGGACAGUAGCGUCAUCCACUACGACAACGAGGCCAUCGCUCGGCUGCUGGACCGCAACCAGGAUGCCACCGACGAUGCUGACGUGCAGAACAUGAACGAGUACCUCAGCUCCUUCAAGGUGGCCCAGUACGUCGUGCGUGAGGAGGACAAGAUCGAGGAGAUCGAGCGGGAGAUCAUCAAGCAGGAGGAGAACGUCGACCCCGACUACUGGGAGAAGCUGCUGCGGCACCACUACGAGCAGCAGCAGGAGGACCUGGCGCGCAACCUGGGCAAGGGGAAGCGGGUGCGCAAGCAGGUCAACUACAACGACGCCGCCCAGGAGGACCAAGGUAGUGGGAGGCACUGGGAGUGCACUGGGAGGCAGUGGGAGGACCUGGCGCGCAACCUGGGCGAGGGGAAGCGGGUGUGCAAGCAGAUCAACUACAACGCCGCCGCCCAGGAGGACCAAGGUGGGUACUGGGAGGCACUGGGGGGUACUGGGAAGGUGUUGGGGUUCAACACGCGGCAGCGCAAGGCCUUCCUGAACGCGGUGAUGCGGUGGGGGAUGCCCCCCCAGGACGCCUUCACCUCCCAGUGGCUCGUCCGCGACCUGCGCGGCAAGACCGAGAAGGAGUUCAAGUAG